AUCUUAAAAAAAAAAAAAAGAAGGAAGGAGGCUUAUUUUGGCUCAGGCUUUGGAGGUCCAAGAUAGAUCAGGCAGCCCCGUUGGUGAAGCCUGCAAUAGGGGCGGUGGUGGGGCAUGGAGUGUAUGCAGAGAGGAAUCACAGGGCAGCCUUGAAACAGAGAGUGGGGUUGUGAAAAUUGCCUAGAAACUCUGCCAGCCCCAUCUUCUAAAGAUUCACUGCCUCCCGCUGGCAUCACCCUGACAAAGCCUUUAGCCCAUGGACUUUUGGGAAACACCCAGACUAAAUCUAGAGUUCAGAGACAGUCUUGCCCUGGGCUGCUUCACACCAGCCAGCAAAUCUGCGCGAGGCUCAGGCGCAUGUUCCCUCCCCUGGAGUCCAAGUAUCCCAGCGAUCGGAUCUAACAGCACCAUGUGUAACGGAUGUCAUUCCUCUGUCCUCUCCUGAACAGGAAUGUCGGUUUUUCAGUUUCUUGCUAGUGACUUCGGGUGUCGCGGUACAUGGCGUUGUCUCCUGCCGUGCUGAGAGGACGCUCCCGAGGACACUGCAGCAGCACAGUGAAAGCGGACCUGUUUUGAGCUCUGCUGGACAGACCCUAGUCAGGAGUGAUGCCUCCAGGCAGGUGGUACACGGUCCAUCCUGCUCAGGCCCAUGCCUCAAGGGAGCGUGGGCGCUUUCAGGUGGUCAAGAAAGAGUAUGAGGAUGAAGGCUACGUGUCAGUACAGCCUGCCAGGCCACAGACACUCAACCGUCCUGGCCAGGAGCUGUUCCGACAGCUCUUCAGGCAGCUUCAGUACCAUGAGUCUUCUGGACCCCUAGAAACACUGAGCCGGCUGCGGGAGCUCUGCCGCUGGUGGCUGCGGCCUGAUGUUCUCUCCAAGGCCCAGAUGCUGGAGCUGCUGGUGCUGGAGCAGUUCCUGAGCAUCCUGCCUGCGGAGCUGCGGACCUGGGUGCAGCUGCAUCGCCCCGAGAGCGGUGACGAGGCUGUGGCCCUGCUGGAGGAACUGCAGAAGGAUUCUGAUGGGACUUUGUGGAGGGACCCAGGCCCUGUCCAGAGCCAAGAUGUGCAUUGGAUGGGUACAGGAGCCCUGCGAGCCACAAAGCUAUGGCCCCCUGCUUCACCUCUCAGGAGUGGUCCUGCUCCGGGGGACCAGCUGGAGCCUCCCUAUGAAAUAGGAGUGCGUGACUUCCUGGCUGGGCAAUCCGAUCCCCAUGCUGCCCAGGUGCCUUCCCUUUCCCAGAGAGAGGGGAGCCCUGGGGACCAAGCGAAGGCAACAAGCUCCCCACCAGCCCAGCCCCAGGCAAUUUUGACUUUCAAGGACGUGGAGGUGAUCUUCUCCCAGGAUGAGUGGGCACUGCUGGACUCGGCUCAGCGGAACCUGUACAGGGAUGUGAUGCUAGAGAAUUACGGGAACGUGGCUUCUCUGAUGGGACCAUUCUCCAAACCUGCUCUGAUCUCCUGGUUGGAAGCAAGAGAACCAUGGGGCCCAAAUGUCCAGGAACCCCAAGCUAAGAGAGGGCCAGCUGAUGCUCCCACUGGUGAUGAGCUCCAGAUUCAGACAGACAAGUUCAUCUUAAAACAGGAGCCUUUGGAAGAAGCAGAAACCUGUGCUGUGUUAGCCGUGUGUCCUGUAAUCAGUGUUUCUGAGGGAACGGAACUGCAAGAAUCUUCUGAGCCAAAGAACAGGUCAAAUGAACAGUGUGGAAAUGUACAAGUGGGAGAUAAAAAAGAGGAGACUGAUUGCAGUGACGGAUAUAAAAAGGAACCACAAAUACCAGGAGGAGGGAAUAGUAGUGAAGUGAAACAUGUUACCUAUAUGCCAGUUUCCAAAAGAAAGCAGUCCCUUAAACAUGGCUGUGGCAGAUACUUCAGAACGAGUUCACACCAUUAUGACUACAAGAAGCAUGGGAAAGCGCACAGACGCAUGCUCGGGAGCUUCAGCCUACAUCAGAGAAUGCAUACUGGGCUCAAAGGCAACGAGAAGGAUCUGUGUGGAAAAGGCUUCAGCCUCAGCUCUCACUCCCAGCACGGGCAGAGUCUUCACUUGGCAAGGAUGCUGUUCAAGUGUGGUGACUGCGGGAAGACUUUCAGCCGGAGCUCCCAUCUGGCGUAUCACCAGAGGCACCACACUCAAGAGAAACCGUUUAAAUGCAGGGUGUGUGGGAAAGCUUUUGGAUGGAGCUCAAAUUGUGUGCGGCACGAGAAGAUUCACACUGGGAUGAAACCUUACAAGUGUAGUUUAUGUGAGAAAGCUUUCCAGCGUCUGUCAGCCUACCGUCUGCAUCAGAAAACCCAUGCAAAACGCAAGUUUCUGGAGUCAAAAACGAAUCCGUAUGAAGAAGUUCUCAACUGCAGUACAGAGUUUGCUUAUCAUUUGCAAGACCAAGAUGGUGGGAGACCCUUUGACUGCAACCAGUGCAGAAAAUCCUUCCAUUGUAAAUCGUACGUUGUGGAACACCAAAGGAUUCACACCCAGGAGAAACCUUAUAAAUGCACCACAUGUAGGAAGACUUUUCGGUGGAGGUCCAACUUCACUCGUCAUGUGCGGUCGCACAGAGAGGAACAGUUAUUUAAACAACAGGAAUGUCAGGAAGACUUAAGGCAGGAGAACUACAGGGAACCUCAGGACGCAGCCACUGGGGAGAAAACUUUCCCCUGUCAGCAGUGUGGGAAAACUUUUACUCGAAAGACAACCCUUAUAGAUCACCAGAGAGUUCACACCGGGGAGAAACCCUACCAGUGUGGCGACUGUGGGAAAGCCUUUGCCUACAGGUCGGCCUUCAUUGUUCAUAAGAAGAAGAAGCAUAACAUGAAAAGAAAAGCUGAGAGUGCUCCAUCUUCUAGUCAGGACAGUGUGCUCCAAGUUCCCCAGGACAGCCACACUAAGGAGGAGCCCUACAAAUGUAGCCAGUGUGGGAAAGCCUUCCGCAAUCAUUCCUUCCUUCUCGCCCAUCAGAGAGUCCACACCAGAGAGAAGCCUUACAAGUGCAGGGAGUGUGGGAAAGCCUUCAGGUGGAGCUCCAACCUCUACCGCCAUCAGAGGCGUCACUCCUUGAAGAAACCAUAUGAGUGUCACGAAGGGCAGAAGACUCCAACUCUGAAGGCAGACAUCGUCACGGAAAAGAAACCUUUUUACUGUCAAGAAUGUGGGAAAACCUUCACACGUAAAAGAAGUCUUUUAGAUCAUAAGGGGAUACACAGCGGAGAAAAGCGCUAUAAAUGUAAUUUGUGUGGGAAAUCUUAUGAUAGAAAUUACCGCCUCAUUAACCAUCAGAGAGUCCACUCUGCCGAGAGGCCGUUCAAGUGUCAGUGGUGUGGGAAGGAUUUUGUUGGGAGACACACCCUUUCUCUUCAUCAGAGAAAACACAGCAGAGCAACGCAGUCUGGGUGCAGCUUGCCUGGGUUAUCUUCCGCUCAGGACACAGGACUGAGUAUGCAGGAAUUAAAACCCAGUGGAGAAAUGUCCCUGAAAGAUCGUAAGGAGGUUGGUGACCAGAGCUCCAGGCACCCCAAACUGCAGAAUUUGCCCAUGGAGGGCAAGUGCCACAAAUGUAACAUAUGUGGGAAAAUUUUUGACAAGCAUUCGCUGCUCAUUAGUCAUAAGAGGUUUCAUACUCGAGAGAGGCCCUUCAAAUGCAGAGAGUGUGGCAAGACUUUCAGGUGGUCUUCCAACCUGGCCCGGCACAUGAAAAAUCACGUCAGAGAUUAGCGCAGGGCCUGACAGUGACAAUGACGAUGGGAUGGGGAAUCCCUCCUAGCUACCCUGCUAGAGAGUCUUUCGUAGUGGAGAAUGCCUCGCAAAGGACCCAGCCCUCUGUAUUUUGGAAGCUAGUGGCAGAGUUCUGAGGAUUUACAAGCUUGCUGAGGUCCCAGCCCACCUGCUAGAAAGAGGUGCUGGGACAGAGCAACAAGUUCCCUGGGGCUCCUCCAGCUCCAGGAAUGGCCUGUGCACAACAGCCCACACCACAGCUCUAAAGAAAGAGAGACCCUUUAUGGUUGUACAAAAUAUUUGCAGCCUGGUGGGCUGUAGCUGCUGAGGCUAGUUGGAUUCUGCGUUUCUCUUUGAGCUUGACCUGUGACAGUUCCUGUCCUGUUGAUACCAGAAGUAGCAGCAGCAGCAAGAAUUGAUCUCUCUAGAUGCCUCCUGGGACUUUUCUGGCUGGACCUUCAACUUCACGAUUGGCUUAGUGUGUCUCAUCAGGAAGAGGCAAGCAAGGUGCCAGGCUCAAAUGCUUGGAGAAUGGAGCUAUAUUGGUGCCUCACCGCCAUCUCCACCAUGCAGGUCUACACAGGCAGCAGCAGAAAUGUGCUGAACUCCUCCCUGACACAGGCACGCAUGUGAGUGGUGUGUCCUGUCCUGGGUCUUCACAGACAGGAAACAAAUGAGGGAUACAUUAUUCUGGAGAGUGGUGUUGUAUGGUGGGUGAAGUGAGCCAGAGAGGAGUGAGGCGUGCUGCGUCAGUGGGCUGAUCAGGAGGAGUCACUACUGAGAAGGUCACUUUUCAGUCCAGUCUUCCAAGAGGCGAAGAAGUAAACCACGUGGCUGUCUAGGGAGAGGAUUCCAGGCAGAGGACCUGGGGUCUUUUCUGAUAGAAAGGAACCCUGGUGUAGAAUGGAGUUUACCGAGCGGAAGGGGAGGCAGAGGCUGUGGACUCGAUGGGCUGGCCUGAGUGGGCGUCGUGGAUCACUGUAGGGCUUGGACUCCCUCAGAGAGGGCAGGAGGGAGGGGUCUUAGGGAUAGUUCUUGACUGAGUGAUGCGAUUUGAAUCUGAAGCAUUCUGCAAGGGUUACUCAAGAGAUUCAUGUCUCAGUAAGAGAGCAUGGCUCUAAGACUUAUGAAAUUAUUUCUACCAGUGUCCACGAUUGGCACUUUUUAACCCAGUUUGUGAGUUUUCUGGAAGAUCUUGAGCACUCACCAGCAAGACUUACUUUUGUAUCUCUCUACCUAGUCUCAGAACUCUGCAGGUACACUUUCACCUCUAUUGCCCUUUUGGUGUGUGAGAUCUGGUGCUGGCAUCAGGUUCAACCCAAAGGUACCACUGUCACAUGCGUGUUGCCCCUGGAAGAGGAUGACCUGGUGGGAAAGGGGCCCCUUCUCCCUUGUCUACCUACUGGCAUUGAAGCAAAAAGCAAGAAUCAUCAUCUGUGACAAAUGUGAAGGAGCAACACUUCUGGGAUAUGUAUAAAUGUGUUGAAGAGCACAGAUUAUAAAUGUGACUACAUCUCUCUGCUAUAAGAAAGUCACCUUUUCACAGUGCAGGCCAUUUCUUGUAUGAGAAGAAACCAUCUUGGACAGUCUGUUGGUAGAGUAAUAGUCACAGUGUCCUGUGGUUUGCCGUGGCAGGUGAACAUGCUGCUGCAGAGUGGAGUCACAGUGUGAGGAGUGGGUGGAACAGGCAUCCCCUGUCGGUGUCCUGGCUUUGCCAUCCCCUUGCCUUUAUAAAGCAGUGACUAACCAUGACCUGGAAUCAGGUGCUUCUUUGCCUAACAGAGCUGCCCCAGACUGGCUCUAGAAAUGACAGAGCAGAAGCCAGACACCUGUGUUCUGGCCCCAGGAUUAUGGGAAGAGCUUGGAGUCAGAUCUGGGUGCCGAGCUCCUCGUGUCUUCCUGGCACAGCGGUGUUGGUUAUCAGAUUCCUGUGCCAAUCUUCCUCAGUUUACCUCACUACACUGCCCGACUCCGGUUGAUGAGGGCUGUGGAUUAUAUCUCUUACAACAGAGUCCUCACAGAGGUCCAGCCUCCCUGCCACACCCCAGCCCCCAUGCCCUCAUGUUGGUUGAUGUUACAACCAUAGAAAUAUACUUUAGUCCAUCAUUUUACUACUCCUUCUGUUAUCUGGUACUUUGUAAAGUUGCUGCCCCAGCAGAGAUGUUUUUACUGUCAUUUUUAUAGAAUAAGAUGGGCUUGCACAUUUAAAAUAGGUUUUAAGUCAAGAUCAGCAGAAAUCAUUCCAUGUAGAAAUAAGCUGUCAGUAUUUUUGAAUUUUACUAAUGCAAUCUAUAAUCUGAAUUUUCUAAUAGUUCUUUUUAUAUGCAACCUAUUCUAGAAAAAUGGGUAAAUGCAGAGUGAAAACGUAGAAGCAAAAGUCUGACUACUGGGAGUGAACUGCUAGGCAUUUUGAUGUAAUCAGCGUCAGAUUUGCCUUGAUUGUUCCUCCACGCACACCUCUGACUCUUGCCUCAUGCUGUGUCUUUCACUUGGAGUGCCACAACUCUGCCCCUGUUGAGUCGGAUCCGUCUAAACCUUUUCCUCUAACCCCUCAUGUCUGGAGCCUGUCUUGCUCACUUAGGUAUUGUCUGAUUUCCCAGUUACACCCAUCACCACAGCCAAACCGAUUUAACUGUGGAGUCCUGGGUUUGGGACUUAAUUCAUGGCCACAUACUUGAUCUUAGCCAGAAAGCCGAGAAAUGAUCCGUGGCCACACAGUGGAGCUUCUGCACAAGAUUGCCUAUGUUAAAUCUAGAACUGAAUUUAAGUCAAGUUUGGAGUUUUUGGAAGGAGCCCUUGAGUAUAAUGUUGAUGUGUGCCACCCAAGAGCACACAGCUGCUGGUUAGGAGUCAAGGUGUUGAUGGCUCUGAGUUUUGAUCGUCCCAGCCUAACCUGGAGAGCAUGCAUGCUGUUUCUAGCCCUGCCCAUUUCUCUGCAACCUUGGAGGAACUGAAGUUGGGGUUUGGGAGAAUUGGACCAGGGAAGUCACGAAGAAGAGUGGAUAUCAGAUCUUUUGAUCACUUGUUAGGUGAAUUCAGCCCUACUGUUAGUGACAGACUGUUAGACCAGAGGGAGGCAUGUGCCAAGAACAGUGGAAAUUUAAACAAAGAAAGAAACAACAAAAAAACCUCAUUGUUAUGAAAUUGACAUAUUCUUGAAAACUUAAGUAUGAAUAAGUGUGUUGAACAAUAGAAAUUCACACUGCAUCGAGAGUGGAAAUUAUGACAAUGAUUAUGCCACGGAGUGUGUGAAAUCUUGUGAAGACGUGAGCUUUCUGCUCGCCAGCAGCUGCACUCCUGGAUGUAUCCUACAGCAACCCCAUGUGAAGAAAGAAGUGACUAAGAUGGCUUAUUGCAGUAUUAUUUAGGUAGCAAGAUUGGGAAAAACCUACAUUUUAUCACAGAAGAACCAGUAAAUGUUUUCUGAUACUUUAGAAAGAGAGCUAUGUGUUUGCAGAAACAAGUCCAAACCAUGCAGAGAAAGUAAACUGCAAUAUACUACUUCUGUAAAAUUAAAUGUUCUGUGUUUCUAAGUACAUGAAAUUGUGUUUCACGUUCUGUUAAAUAGUAGUAUCAGCCACACAGUGAUUAGGGGUGGGGGGCCGUUAAAGAAGUAAUGCAUGUAAAGCACUUAGGAUAGUGUCUGGCAUGUGUGCGUUGGCAUGUAACAGACAGUGGCGUUACUGUUCUGCACAGUAGUUUCCGUGGAAUCAAAUGAUAAAAUAUGAGUGUAAAGUCACAUGUUGGAAUGAUCUGUACAAGUUGCUGCUCUGCCUUCCUCCAGGGCAGGAGAGGCGGGUGAGCCUGGGGAGGGGCCAUGGAAGUAACCUUACUGUUUCUUUUUAGAAAUUGAUACAGUUGCAUCAGAAUGUUAAGCCUUUAACAAGAUAAUGUAAUGGGUUCUUUUUAACUAUCAGCUUAAGAUAUUUCAAAAUAAAAGUAUUUUUAAGCACGGUCUCUGGCAUCUUGUGCCUGCAUAGGAGUCCUAGUUCUGCCAUCUACAUGAUGUUGCUCAGAGAGAGCUGUUGGCUCUCAGGGCUUCGGUGUCAACACAAGGGGAGGUUGAACAUCACGGGGCCUUUGUGAUGGAAUACUGCAAAUGAUGUUCUCUGUGUAUUGACACAUGAUCUCCACGCAUUGACACAUGGCAUGCAGCUUAUAAGAAAUUGCAAGCUCCAUUUCCUUUGACUUUUCAUUGGCAAGGAAGAGCAGCCAAAUCCGGAAAUUACAAUAUGUAAUUUUGGUGAGGAUUUGGGAUCCUGAGGAGGACAGAGAUGAUUCUCAGCCAUGCUACUUUCUGCCACACCUGCUAAGUUAAUAUUGAGAACAACAAGGUCUAUAUCAGCCUGGGCAUUGGAGAUGGAAACUGUGCUGAUUUUAACAAUGAAUUGGAAGAGUUAUUCAGAUAACGUUGAGAAACUGGAGAGAUAUGAGGGAGGUAGCAUCCUGCAGGACAAUCUGGGCUGAGGAAGCUAAGUCUCCUCCAUUUAAUAUUUGGCUGUUGACAGCUUUCAAACUCUGCGCCUUAUUUUGCCCCACAAGUGAGUAAACUGACAAAGCAGAGGCACACCAUCAUAGUGCCAGGCAAGGGCAGUUCAAAUUAUGCAAGCCCUGGCGUUUACCAGUGUGCUGAGCCCUCUGGACAAUAAAAACCAGAGCAAU
Messenger RNA from Ochotona curzoniae (black-lipped pika), 8370 nucleotides. It is a transcript of the gene ZNF445, whose product is annotated as zinc finger protein 445. Gene Ontology annotation, molecular function: DNA-binding transcription repressor activity, RNA polymerase II-specific. The transcript is spliced from 6 exons. Lineage: Eukaryota; Metazoa; Chordata; Mammalia; Lagomorpha; Ochotonidae. The record is from RefSeq and is a predicted model, not a curated record. The coding region runs from base 607 to 3708 and encodes 1033 amino acids. Gene Ontology annotation, biological process: negative regulation of transcription by RNA polymerase II.